AUAUUAAACAGAGAGAAAAAGGGGAGAAUAUUAACAAACACUACGAGACUACAAGUCCACGACUUUGAUCCAUUUGUUCUUCGUCUAUUUCCUUAUUCUCAGGGAAAUCGAGGGUUUAUAUAAUUCAUUCACAGUCUCUUUCUCUCUCUUUGGUUUCGUUGUCCCUCUCUAAUCAAAAAAGUAUCUACCUUUUUAAAUUCAUUCCCCUUCGAUCUUACUUUUUCAUCGCUGAUUGUUCACAAAAGGAAUCUCUACUUUUUCAUUACCAUUGCCUUGGUCUUUUGUUCGUUUCCUCAAUCUCUGGUUCUUUGAAUAUCUCUUUACCAGGAUUUUUACUUAUUCCGUGGAAACCUUUUUUCUGGGGUUUGUCUUUCUUCUAAUCUAGAAACCAAGCUAGUUCUCUGCGCUCAAAGUUUGUAGCUUUAUCCCAUCUGGACACACCAAAUGGGAUAAAUCGGACAAAGAGAUUUAAGCAAUUCUCCAUUGAUGAUCAACUGUUUUAAAGACUCAAUACAUGUUUUGAUGAGUGUUUUGCUAUUUACUGUUGUUUCAGCUACUGGUGACGAUGAUGAUGAUCAUGAAGAGGUUGGUGGUAAUCAUGUCGAUGGUCAUAGGAGUGAUGAGGUUAGAGAAGAAGUAGAUGCAAAGGAAAACGAAGGUCAAGUUGGUGGUGUCACUCUCACUCUGAAAAGUAGUCUUAGAAAGGCGGAUUCAAAUUCAACAGAAGCUGGGAAGAAGGAGAAGAAGAAGGUACAAUGGGUGGAUGUGAUAGGCAAGGAACUUGCUGAGAUUCGAGAAUUCGAACCUAGUGAUGAAGAUGAUAUUGAUUCUGAUCGGGGAAAAACCUGUGUUUGUGUUAUCCUGUGAUCCGUCCACUUUAGUUUAACUGGGAGACCUAAGGCCAAAAGACAAAGUUGGUGGCUUCUUCUUCAGCAUUAAAAUCCAUAUACAUGGAGGUACAUAUAGAAUCUGCAUUUGUGUUCUACAGCCAAUCUAAGGCCAAAAGACAAAGUUUGCGUACUUGAAGCCAUAUGAUGAUUCCUGAUUUAACACGGAAGCAUUUUUUUUUCUUCUUCAUUUUCUUCUGUAGAAGUGUUUUAAAGUAUAGGUCUUUAACUUCAUUUGUUUCUUCAAUUAUUUAAUGAAGUUCUUUCUUACAUAGAUCGUGGAGCAAGUUAUGAAAUUUAACAAUGACUACUUGUAUCAAUAUCUAGUUCUGCGAUUUAGUUCAAAUGAAUUUGACAUCACCUAUGUUGGAUCAAUGUCUGAGUUACAAAUUACUUCAAUCUAAGAGAAAACUGCGGUUUGUUGUCUUUCA
This is a messenger RNA of Capsella rubella, 1318 nucleotides long. RefSeq lists its product as uncharacterized. The record is from RefSeq and is a predicted model, not a curated record. Bases 487 to 867 code for a protein of 126 amino acids. The transcript is spliced from 3 exons. Lineage: Eukaryota; Viridiplantae; Streptophyta; Magnoliopsida; Brassicales; Brassicaceae.